Didymosphaeria variabile is the source of this 1782-nucleotide messenger RNA. RefSeq lists its product as uncharacterized. The coding region runs from base 1 to 1782 and encodes 593 amino acids. Gene Ontology annotation, molecular function: transmembrane transporter activity. Gene Ontology annotation, biological process: transmembrane transport. The transcript is spliced from 3 exons. The record is from RefSeq and is a predicted model, not a curated record. NCBI's taxonomy places the organism in Eukaryota, Fungi, Ascomycota, Dothideomycetes, Pleosporales, Didymosphaeriaceae.
AUGAGCCUCACGGUCGAAGGACCUCAGCCGACAGCUGCUAUCGAACGCAUCACACCCAUGGUCGACGUUGAAAAGAAUGGUCAUGCCGACGUUAUUGCACCCUCCGAUGGUAGUGAGGUGCGAGACGACGACAGGUCCGAAGAAUUCCAGCAAGGUGUCGAGCGUGUGCGAGCUAUCACGGCCAUAUGGAGCAAAACUACUCUCAUCAGCAUGUUUAUCCUACUUUACCUCAUUCACUUUGUCGACAUGUUCCAGAACUACGUCGACACGGCCCUCAAUCCCUACAUAACCUCGUCCUUCGAUAAACAUGGACUGCUCAAUGUCGGCAGCGUUAUCUCUACCGCCUUGGGAGGCUGCAUUCCUCUCGCGACAGCCAAGGCUAUCGAUAUCUGGGGACGUGUGGAGGGUUUCGUAUUCAUGCUUAUAAUCGCCGUCGUUGGCAUGAUCAUGAAAGCUGUCUGUCAGAACAUGGAGACGUACAUCGCAGCCCAUGUGUUGUACUGGACCGGUCACAUAGGGGUCAUUUAUGUGGUUGAUGUUAUGUGCGCUGACAUGACAUCUCUCAAGAAUCGUAUGAUAAUCUUUGGAAUUAACGGUACCCCACGCAUCGUCGCUACUUUCACUGCUCCGCGCGUCGCAGCGGCCUUCCUACAAUACGUCAAUUUUCGAUGGGCAUUCGGUGCUUUCGCGAUCAUCCUGGUUGCCUGCAGUCUGCCAGCCAUGGGUGUCAUGGUUUUCAUGUACCGAAAGGCUCGCCAGGCCGGUUUGGCUCGGAGGCAACGGUCCGGCCGCAAUGUGUUCCAGUCACUUGCUUACUACUUCAUUGAAUUUGACAUUUUUGGCAUCUUGCUUCUGAUGUUCGCGUUCUGCCUUUUCAUGCUCCCAUUCACCCUCAAUAAUUACGCGCCCAACGGAUGGAAGACCGGUUACAUCAUCGCCAUGGUCGUACUAGGCAUCCUCCUGUUUCCCACCUUCGUUGUGUAUGAACGAUACGUGGCACCUGUCCCAUUCCUACCGUGGAAGUACCUCAAGGACCCUACCAUCGUAGGAUCUUGCGUCUUGUAUGGUGUCAUGUUCCUGUCGGUAUUCUGUUGGAACGGAUACUACGGCACAUACUUACAAGUCGUCCACCGUCUGUCCAUCGAGAACGCCAACUACAUCCUGAAUGCCUUCUCGCUCACCUCAUCAGUCUUUGGGCCCUUUAUUGGAUGGCUUAUUAGUGGUACUGGUAACUUCAAAUGGAUUGCGAUGACCGGUGUACCAAUAACUCUCCUGGGCACUGCAUUGCUCAUCCCACUGCGUUCGCCAGAUACAAAUCCUGGUGUUCUCGCGUUCAUGCAAAUACUCGUCGGUCUCGGCACGGGUAUCUUUGCGACAUGCGGUCAGCUAGCUGUCAUGGCACCCGUUACCCACCAGCAGAUUGCCGUGGUAAAUGCCCUUUGGGGUCUUUUUGGCGGCUUCGGCUCUUCGAUUGGGUUUUCCAUCUCGGGUGCCCUGUGGACUAGUACUCUACCACAGCAACUAUACAGCCGCCUGCCAGAAGGAUCUAAGAACCGCACCGCGGAGAUCUUUGGCGACAUCUUGGUACAGAUGAGCUUCGCUGAUGGCACGCCUGAGCGCGAUGCUGUUGUUGGUGCCUUUGCCCAUACCGAGCGUCUCAUGGUCAUCGCUGGUUCUUGCUUUAUUCCGCUAUGCAUCGCGUCUAUCUGGUUCUGGAAGAACAUUAACGUGAAGAGGGUAGAAGAAGAGCGUGGCAAGCAGACCAAGGGCAUGGUAUUCUAA